Sciurus carolinensis (gray squirrel) is the source of this 6440-nucleotide messenger RNA. RefSeq names its product autophagy related 2A (gene Atg2a). The record is from RefSeq and is a predicted model, not a curated record. Gene Ontology annotation, biological process: autophagy of mitochondrion; autophagosome assembly; reticulophagy. The coding region runs from base 84 to 5984 and encodes 1966 amino acids. Gene Ontology annotation, cellular component: extrinsic component of membrane; phagophore assembly site. Gene Ontology annotation, molecular function: phosphatidylinositol-3-phosphate binding. The transcript has 41 exons. Lineage: Eukaryota; Metazoa; Chordata; Mammalia; Rodentia; Sciuridae.
GGGGGCUCUAGUGAACAGCGCAGCCGGACAGGGUUCACCGGCUGGCGGCAAGCGGAGGCGGCCCGGGCCAGGCGGUCUCCGAGAUGUCACGAUGGCUGUGGCCAUGGUCGAACUGUGUGAAAGAGCGGGUCUGCCGCUACUUGCUGCACCACUACUUGGGGCACUUCUUUCAGGAGCACCUCAGCCUGGACCAGCUCAGCCUGGAUCUGUACAAGGGCAGCGUUGCUCUGCGGGAUAUCCACCUGGAGACCUGGUCUGUGAACGAGGUACUGGAGUCGAUGGAGUCACCGCUGGAGCUGGUAGAAGGUUUCGUGGGCUCCAUUGAGGUAGCCGUGCCCUGGGCUGCGCUGCUCACUGACCACUGCACCGUGCGCGUGUCAGGCCUCCAGCUCACCCUGCAGCCCCGCCAAGGACAAGGUGAGGGGCCAGGGGCUGCUGACUCGCAGAGCUGGGCCUCAUGCAUGACCACAAGCCUGCAACUGGCUCAGGAGUGUCUGCGGGAGGGGCUCCCUGAGCCCUCUGAGCCACCACAGCCUCUGGAGGGACUGGAGAUGUUUGCCCAGACCAUUGAGACUGUGCUGCGGAGGAUCAAGGUGACUUUCCUGGACACAGUCGUGAGGGUGGAGCAUUCACCAGGCGAUGGGGAGCACGGCAUGGCUGUGGAAGUCCACGUACAGAGACUGGAGUACUGUGACGAGGCAGUGCGGGACCCAAGCCAGGCGCCACCAGUGGAUGUGCACCAGCCGCCCGCCUUCCUGCACAAGCUGCUGCAGCUGGCAGGGGUGCGCCUGCACUUCGAGGAGUUCCCCCGACAGGCAGAACCGCCAGAGCCCCCCUUGCAAAUUGGCAGCUGCUCGGGGUACAUGGAGCUGACGGUGAAGCUGAAGCAAAAUGAGGCCUUCCCAGGCCCCAAGUUGGAGGUGGCUGGACAGCUGGGCUCCCUGCACCUGCUUCUGACCCCACGGCAGCUCCAGCAGCUUCAGGAUCUGCUCAGUGCUAUUAGCCUUGCAGACCCCGAAGGCUUGACUGACAAGCUGAACAAGAGUCGCCCGCUCGGUGCUGAAGACCUGUGGCUGAUCGAACAGGAUCUGAACCAGCAACUGCAGGCGGGUGCUGUGGCCGAGCCCCUCAGCCCAGACCCCCUUACCAACCCUCUUACCAACCUGGACAGCACUGACCUCUUCUUUUCCAUGACUGGCCUUACAAGCAGUGUGACCUCAGCAGUCUCUGAGCUCUCCCUCUCUGACGUGGACCUGGGCUCCUCUGUGCAUAGCAACAUGGCUUCCCGCCGGCUCUCUGUCCCGACCCACCCAACUGGCAAAGCGGCCCCCACACCCAUUCCGGACACCAUGCGCCCUGAUUCGCUGCUGAAGAUGACCUUGGGGGGUGUGACCCUGACUUUGCUUCAGACAUCUGCCCCAUCUUCCGGACCACCUGACCUCACCACCCAUUUUUUUGCCGAGUUUGAUGCUGCCAAGGAUGGGCCCUUCGGCUCCCGAGAAUUCCACCACCUUCGGCCACGCUUCCAGAAAGCCUGCCCUUGUAGCCAUGUCCGGCUCACAGGCACGGCCGUGCAGCUGUCCUGGGAGCUGCGGGCCAGCGGUCGGGGCCGGCGGAUGAGCAACACAGAAGCGCACUUCGGGCAGCUGGAGGUGCUGGAGUGCCUGUGGCCCAGGGGCGCAUCAGAGCCCGAGUACACAGAGAUCCUGAGUUUUCCCAGCAACCUGGGCUCCCAGGCCUCAGCUCGGCCCUGUGCCCACCUGCGCCACACACAGACUCUGCGCCGGGUGCCCAAGAGCCGGCCCCGGCGCUCUGUUGCCUGCCAUUGCCACUCAGAACUGGCCCUGGACCUGGCGGACUUCCAAGCAGAUGUGGAGCUGGGAGCCUUGGACCGGCUGGCUGCCCUGUUGCACUUGGCCACCACACCCCCCGAGCCGCCUGCCGGCCUGCUGACAGAGCCCCCUCCAGCCACUGAGCAGCAGACGGUGUUCCGGCUUUCAGCACCCCGGGCCACACUGAGGCUGCGAUUCCCCAUUGCUGACCUGAGGCCGGAGCGGGACCCCUGGGCUGGCCGGGCUGUGCGGGCCGAGCAGCUGCGGCUGGAGCUGAGUGAGCCUCAGUUCCGUUCAGAGCUUAGCAGUGGGCCUGGCCCCCCAGCCCCGACCCGCCUGGAGCUCACCUGCUCUGACCUGCAUGGAAUCUAUGAAGAUGGUGAGAAGCCACCUGUCCCCUGCCUCCGUGUCUCCAAAGCCCUGGACCCCAAGAGUACUGGACACAAGUACUUUCUGCCCCAGGUAGUGUUGACCCUGAACCCCCAGUCCAGCAGCACACAGUGGGAGGCGGCCCCGGAGAAGGGGGAAGAGCUGGAGCUGUCCACCGAGAGUCCGUGCGAGCUGCGGGAGCCGGAGCCCUCGCCCUUCUCCUCUAAGAGGACCAUGUAUGAGACGGAGGAGAUGGUGAUCCCUGGAGACCCUGAGGAGAUGAGAACGUUCCAGAGCCGUACCCUGGCGCUGUCCCGCUGCAGCCUGGAAGUGCUUCUGCCUGGAGCCCAUAUCUUCCUGCCCAGCAAGGAGGUUUAUGAAAGCAUCUACAACAGGAUCAACAAUGACCUGCUCAUGUGGGAGCCCGCGGACCUGCUGCCCACCCCCGACCCUGCCGCUCAGCCCGCGGGCUUCUUGGGCUCCUCGGGCUUCUGGCAUGACAACUUCAAGAUGUGCAAGUCAGCCUUCAAGCUGGACUCCGACUCGGAUGACGAGGACGCCCACUUCUUCUCAGUGGGGCCGUCAGGCGCCCCCCAGGCCCCUGCCCCCGAGCCCCCACGCCGUCACGCCCAGAGUACCUUCUCUACACUGGUGACGGUGCUGAAGGGUCGGAUCACAGCCCUCUGUGAGGCCAAGGAUGCAGGUGGGAGGCGGCUGGAGGUCGCACAUGGAGAACUGGUGCUGGACGUGGAGCGGGGCACCGUCUUCAGCGUCUCUCAGUACCGCGGCCAGCCGGGGCUCGGCUACUUCUGCUUGGAGGCUGAGAAGGCAACGCUGUACCACCGAGCGGCUGUGGACGACUACCAGCUGUCCAGCCACCUGGACUUGCCCAGCUUCACUCCGCCAACCCAGCUGGCCCCAACCAUCUACCCCUCAGAGGAGGGGGUGACCGAGCGGGGAGCUUCAGGCCGCAAGGGCCAGGGUCAGGGCCCCCCCAUGCUGUCUGCUGCCGUGCGCAUCCACCUGGACCCCCACAAGAAUGUCAAGGAGUUCCUGGUGACACUAAGAUUGCACAAAGCCACCCUGCGCCACUACAUGGCCCUGCCUGAACAGAGCUGGCACUCCCAGCUGCUGGAGUUCUUAGAUGUGCUGGAUGACCCCGUGCUGGGCUAUCUGCCCCCCACCGUCAUCACUGUCCUGCACACACAUCUGUUCUCCUGCGCUGUGGACUACAGGCCCCUCUACCUCCCCGUGCGUGUCCUCCUCACCGCCGAGACCUUCACCCUCUCCAGCAACAUUGUCAUGGACACGUCCACCUUCUUGCUCAGGUUCAUCCUUGACGACUCUGCCUUGUACCUGUCUGAUAAGUGUGAGGUGGAGACCCUGGAUCUGCGGCGAGAUUAUGUCUGUGUCCUGGAUGUUGACCUCCUGGAGCUGGUGAUCAAAACGUGGAAGGGGAGCACUGAGGGCAAACUGAGCCAGCCACUGUUCGAGCUGCGCUGCUCCAACAACGUGGUGCAUGUGCACAGCUGCGCGGACUCCUGCGCCAUGCUGGCCAACCUGCUCCAGUACGUAAUGAGCGCGGGCGACCUGCACCCCCCACCCCGGCCCCCCAGCCCCACGGAGAUCGCCGGCCAGAAGGUACAGCUCUCCGAGAACCCUGCCUCCCUGCCCUCAUGCCCACCGGUGGAGACGGCGCUCAUCAACCAGCGGGACCUGACCGACGCCCUCCUGGACACGGAGCGCAGCCUGCGGGAGCUGGCCCAGCCUGCAGGUGGUCCCCUCCCUCAGGCCUCGCCCAUCUCAGUCUACCUGUUCCCAGGUGAACGGGGUGGGGCCCAGCCCCCUUCAGCCCCACCUGGGGGCCCCGCUGGCAGCUUAGGGUCGAGCUCUGAGGCUAAGGAAGAGGAGAAGGAAGAGGAGGGGGAUGGAGACACCCUGGACAGUGACGAGUUCUGCAUCCUUGACGCUCCUGGCCUGGGCAUCCCGGUAGGAGGAGGAGAGGGAGAUGUAAGGACAGGGGAGAGACCGCGCGGCCCUGCGCCCGGGACUGCCUCCGUGCUCACGCAUCUUUGCUUGGCCUCCUGGCAGCCCCGAGAUGGGGAGCCCGUGGUGACACAGCUGCAUCCAGGUCCCAUCAUCGUGCAGGAUGGGCACUUCUCCCGGCCACUGGGGAGCACAGACCUGCUGCGGGCACCUGCCCACUUCCCAGUGCCCAGCAGUCGUGUGGUGCUACGUGAGGUCUCCCUGGUCUGGCACCUCUACGGGGGCCGAGAUUUUGGCCCCCACCCCAGCCACAGAACAAGAGUUGGAUUUACGGGCCCCAGGGGCUCCCCUUCCCGCUGCUCUGGUCCCAACCGGCCCCAGAACUCAUGGCGCACCCAGGGAGGCAGUGGGCGACAGCACCAGGUCCUCAUGGAGAUCCAGCUCAGCAAGGUGAGCUUCCAGCACGAGGUGUACCCAGAGGAGCCGGCCGUAGGCCCCGCCCCCAGCCAGGAGCUGGAGGAGCGGCCACUGUCCCGCCAGGUGCUCAUUGUGCAGGAGCUGGAGAUCCGAGACCGGCUGGCCACCUCCCAGAUCAACAAGUUCCUGCACCUGCACACAAGCGAGCGUCUGCCGCGACGCACCCACUCCAACAUGCUCACCAUCAAAGCACUGCACGUGGCCCCCACCACCAACCUGGGUGGACCUGAGUGCUGUCUCCGCGUCUCACUGAUGCCCCUGCGGCUCAACGUGGACCAGGAUGCCCUCUUCUUCCUCAAGGACUUCUUCACCAGCCUGGCAGCUGGCAUCAACCCCAUGGUCCCAGGAGAGACCUCUGCUGAGGCUCACCCUGAGACCCGAGGCCGGCCCAGCAGCCCUCAGGAAGGGCAGCCCAAGAGCACAGACCCCAGCGGCUCGCAGGAGGCCCCUGGCAGUGGACACGGUUCCUCCAUUGAGCAGCAGCCGAUCUACUUCAGGGAGUUCCGCUUCACGUCUGAGGUGCCCAUCUGGCUGGAUUACCAUGGCAAGCAUGUCACCAUGGACCAGGUGGGCACUUUCGCUGGCCUCCUCAUCGGCCUGGCCCAGCUCAACUGCUCCGAGCUGAAGCUGAAGAGACUCUGCUGCCGGCACGGGCUCCUGGGUGUGGACAAGGUCUUGGGCUAUGCUCUCAACGAGUGGCUGCAGGACAUCCGCAAGAACCAGCUGCCUGGCCUGCUGGGAGGCGUGGGUCCCAUGCACUCCGUUGUUCAGCUCUUCCAAGGGUUCCGGGACCUGCUGUGGCUGCCCAUCGAGCAGUACAGGAAGGACGGGCGCCUCAUGCGGGGGCUGCAGCGGGGGGCUGCCUCCUUCGGCUCGUCCACAGCCUCUGCUGCCCUGGAACUGAGCAACCGGUUGGUGCAGGCCAUCCAGGCCACAGCUGAGACAGUGUACGACAUCCUGUCCCCGGCGGCACCCAUCUCCCGCUCCCUGCAGGACAAGCGCUCUGCGCGGAGGCUGCGCAGGGGCCAGCAGCCCGCUGACCUCCGGGAAGGCGUGGCCAAGGCCUAUGACACUGUUCGAGAGGGCAUCCUGGACACAGCUCAGACCAUCUGUGAUGUGGCGUCGCGGGGCCAUGAGCAGAAGGGGUUGACAGGCGCCGUGGGCGGGGUGAUCCGCCAGCUGCCCCCGACGGUGGUGAAGCCAUUCAUCCUCGCCACGGAGGCCACAUCCAACCUGCUCGGGGGGAUGCGCAACCAGAUCCUGCCGGAUGCCCAUAAGGACCAUGCUCUCAAGUGGCGCUCGGAGGAGGCCCAGGACUGAGACCAGGGCUUCCAGGACCUGGUGGGCCACUGCCCAGCCACCCUCUCCGCCUGCCCCAGUGGUGCCGCCAGCUCCUGAGCCUCCUGAGAGCGGCGAUCCAUAGCUGGCAGGCCUGGCCCUUCAGGGGAUGGCUGCUGUGAAGGAUACCUACCCAGCCUGCCCGUUGCCAACCCGCUGUGAGAGUGGGCCUCCCUGCCUUGGGGCCUCGACCCCGUCCGUGCACUUUUCCUCUGGGGAGAAGGGGCUCUUCCCCUCCCCUCCACCUGGGCCACGCUGCUGCCUUGUCCCAAGACAGAGGCUCUGGACCCUCAGACUCCGGCCCCACUCAGCCAAGUGUCUCUCCACGUCUCAUGGGGCGGUGGGGGACAGAUGCCGUGUGAUUCUGUAUUAUUUUUAAGCUCCUUGAACGUGUGGGUCAGUGUCUGCAUGAAGUGGAAUAAACUGCGCCCACCGCCA